AUGCAAAAAAUAAAGUGUGUUGUCGUCGGCGAUAAUAAUGUUGGCAAGACAGAACUUAUAACGACUUACUUGACCAAUAAAUUUCCAAGUGAUUACACCCCUAUUGUUUUUGAUAAUUACGCCGUCACAGUGAUGAUUGGCGAUGAACCAAUUUUAUUUGGUUUAUCUGAUACAGCUGGUCUAGAAAAUUACGAUCGUCUCCGGCCACUUUCGUACCUUCAAACAGAUGUUUUUUUGAUUUGCUUUUCAGUAAUGUCACCGGACUCUCUUAGAAAUGUAGGAGAAAAAUGGUAUCCUGAGAUUCAGAGACAUUGUCCAGAAGUUCCAUGUUUGAUUGUUGGUACUCAUAUAGAAUUGAGAGAUGAUCCCCAAAUGGUUCAAAAGCUACAAUUAAAACCUAUAACUACAGAGCAAGGUGAAGCGUUUGCUCGAAAAUUUGCAGUGACAAAAUAUCUUGAAUGUUCAGCAUUCACACAAAAAGGGUUGAAGAAAGUUUUUGAUGAGGCCAUAAUUGCGGCUUUAGUCGGACCGUCCCCUAAAGAAGUUUCUUUUUCAACUAAAAUAAAAAAGUAA
Molecule: messenger RNA, 573 nt
Organism: Rhizophagus irregularis DAOM 181602=DAOM 197198
Lineage: Eukaryota; Fungi; Glomeromycota; Glomeromycetes; Glomerales; Glomeraceae
Product: Rho GTPase
Biological process (GO): establishment or maintenance of cell polarity; endocytosis; Cdc42 protein signal transduction
Molecular function (GO): GTP binding; protein kinase binding; GTPase activity
Source: RefSeq, a predicted model, not a curated record